UAACUAUAUUGAGCCAUCUUUUUCGUCAGAAUUGAAAAAAGGAGUACCUGAAACGAUUCUUUCCUCGGUUAGGAUUCUAUUUCACGUCCUCAUCGCCAUAUCUUAAGCACAUUCUUCUUCGCCUAGAGUCCCGUAUCGUCUGGUCGGAUUCGUUCGUACGCUCCUCAGAGAGAGAGAGAGAGAGAGAGAGAGCACUGGCUAUAAAUUCCGCGAUCUGCAACUGCAAUUGUUGUCAGAAUUAAGAGGACGCAGCGAGUUGUGUGGAGCAUGGGGUCGUGGCUUGGUGAUGGCUUGCCGGUGGCUGUGAUGCUUUGCCUCAACGUGGUGGCGGCCGUCAUGGUGUCGCUGGUGAAGGUGGCCAUGGACGGCGGCAUGAACCCGCUUGUGCUUGUCACCCUGCAGCAGCUCACGGCGUCCGUCUUCCUCACCCCCAUAGCCUACUUCAAAGAGAGGAAGUCGAGACCAAAGCUGACACUGGAGAUCUUCGGCUACCUCUUCGUCAGUGCCGCACUCGGGGCAGCUCUGAGGCAGUACAUGAUCUUCGUCGGCCUGCGGUACACCACGGCAACCUUCGUCACCGCCUUCUCCAACAUCGCCCCAGUCCUCACCUUCCUCCUCGCCGUCGCAACACGUUCAGAAUCACUGAACCUGAAGCGCAAGACGGGCAUGGCGAAGCUCCUGGGCACGCUGGUCUCCCUGGGCGGCGCCAUGGUGCUCACCCUCUACAAGGGCGCCGCCCUCACCCACGCCGCGCCGCCCCAGCACCUCCAUUCCCUGCAGCAUGGGGGAGGUGCGGACUCGGUGAGCCACGGGAAGUGGACGCUGGGCACGGUGGCGAUCCUGGGGAACUGCGUGUGCCUCUCCUGCUGGUUCCUGCUCCACGGCCGGCUCGCCAAGAAGUACCCGCAUGUGUACUCGUGCAACGCGUUCAUGUCCAUGUUCAGCUUCCUCCAGGUCGCCGUCGUCGGCCUCUGCACCCAGAGGAGCAUCUCCCCGUGGAUCGUCAAGACCAAGUUCCAGAUCCUCACCGUCCUAUACGCCGGCAUCGUCGGAUGCGGCGUGUCGUUCGUGCUGCUGACAUGGUGCAUCGAGAAGAGGGGGCCCGUCUUCGUGGCCGCCUUCAUACCGAUCGUGCAGAUCAUUGUCUCGGUCAUCGACUUCUCCAUCCUGCACGAACAGCUCUACCUUGGAAGCGUGCUGGGAUCUGUUCUUGUGAUCGGCGGACUGUAUCUUCUACUGUGGGGCAAGAGGCAGGAGGCCUUGCACUGCACUCCAAAAUCUACUCAAGAUGACGAUAAAGAGCAGCAGGAGCAGCAAGUGCAGAACUGAAGAGUGAAGACGGCGCAUCUUCAGACAGUUGAGUUGUAACAGUUGCAGAAAUAAGUCCUCCCGCUUUUUUUGGGUCUGCUGCCAAGAAAGUGUUUAGAUUCUAAUCCAAACAGUAGACUAAUCUAAAAUCAGCUUUCUGCAAUCCUUUGGAGAAAUAAUUAGUACGCGCAAUAUUGAAGAGCAGAUUUUCUGCACAUAUGGGAAGAUGCUCACCUUUAAGUGUACUACAUUAGCACAUUUACUACACAAAAUGAAACCAAUAAAUGUGGAAAAAAAGUCUUAUGGAUAUGCUAUUGUAAGUUUAUUGAGUAAAGUUUCGUUCUUGAAAAGAGAGUUUAUUGCGUAACUACCAAAUUUCAAUCUAAAAAUUAUCCCGGAUUUUACAUAAACCAA
Molecule: messenger RNA, 1722 nt
Organism: Phragmites australis (common reed)
Lineage: Eukaryota; Viridiplantae; Streptophyta; Magnoliopsida; Poales; Poaceae
Product: WAT1-related protein At3g30340-like
Exons: 6
Coding region: 268-1329 (353 amino acids)
Cellular component (GO): plasma membrane
Molecular function (GO): transmembrane transporter activity
Source: RefSeq, a predicted model, not a curated record